CCACCCCCCGACAUAACCAAAGUCCAACUCCAAGGCUGCAAGGUCCAGAGAGAGGUCAAGAUGGGCUUUCUGUUCUCAAAAUCUAUGAGUGAAAACAUGAAAAGCCAACAGGAGUUCAUGGUUAUGCAUGCUCAACUUCAGCUGGAGAGGCAGCUGACGAUGCAGAACGAGAUGAGGGAGAGACAGAUGGCCAUGCAGAUCGCCUGGUCGCGGGAAUUCCUCAAAUAUUUUGGAACCUUUUUUGGCCUUGCAACCGUCUCUCUGGCAGCUGGAGCAAUAAAGCGGAAGAAUCCAGCCCUUUUCAUUCCUGUAGUUCCGCUAAGCUUCGUCCUCACCUACCAGUACGACCUGGGCUAUGGAACGCUCCUACAGAGGAUGAAAAGUGAAGCUGAAGACAUAUUAGAAACAGAAAAGACUAAGUUGGAGCUGCCAAAAGGAAUGAUCACCUUUGAAAGCCUUGAAAAAGCAAGAAGAGAGCAGAGCAGAUUCUUUGCAAACAAAUAAAGUCACAUUUAUCCUCGGAGCACGUGUUGCGUCUCAAAGCACAGAAUUGCUGACUUGAAUCGCAGUGUUUACAGUUUUCUAAAUGAUCAAGAUUUUGAUACAAUGCAUUUUUAUUUUAGAAUAUUAAAAUUCAAAAUGAAUUCGAUGAACUCUUUUAAAAUAAAAUUCCUAGGACUCAACCAAAUCAUGGCAGUGUUCUGAACAACAUUCAAACUUCUUGUGCGUAUGUGUGUUUUACAAUUAU
Acomys russatus (golden spiny mouse) is the source of this 748-nucleotide messenger RNA. It is a transcript of the gene Plgrkt, whose product is annotated as plasminogen receptor with a C-terminal lysine. Gene Ontology annotation, biological process: positive regulation of plasminogen activation. The transcript is spliced from 5 exons. NCBI's taxonomy places the organism in Eukaryota, Metazoa, Chordata, Mammalia, Rodentia, Muridae. Bases 61 to 504 code for a protein of 147 amino acids. The record is from RefSeq and is a predicted model, not a curated record. Gene Ontology annotation, cellular component: plasma membrane.